Sipha flava (yellow sugarcane aphid) is the source of this 727-nucleotide messenger RNA. RefSeq lists its product as uncharacterized. Gene Ontology annotation, cellular component: proteasome core complex, alpha-subunit complex; nucleus; proteasome core complex. The transcript is spliced from 6 exons. The coding region runs from base 104 to 727 and encodes 207 amino acids. NCBI's taxonomy places the organism in Eukaryota, Metazoa, Arthropoda, Insecta, Hemiptera, Aphididae. The record is from RefSeq and is a predicted model, not a curated record.
UGUGAUUCGACCGCAGUGUCUGUGAAAGACAGUUUUUUUGCCAGUCGUCCGAUUACGUCGUCUGCGUUUUGUACGCGUGUUCGGUAAAUAUUGAACGUUGAAAAUGUCCAAAACCAUAUCAGGAAACGGUGAAAUGGACGGCAGCAACCUGGUGGUCGGCGUAGUGGGAAGUAAUUGUGUUGUUAUUGCUGCGGAAAAGUGUAACUCGAGUCAAAACUCUGUUUGUUCGCUGGAUGGUCAAAUCACCGUCGCCUGGUCAGGACAAUCGCAUGAUUCAUUGAAGAUUGUUGAAAAAGCCAAAUUAUACACAAACAGUAUACACGGGCUGAAUUCUCCAGCCAACCGCAUCGCUGAGUUUUUAAUUGAUCCCGAUAUCAGAGUACUCAACAAUCUACCGACGCUGCCUUACACCGAACAUUUUAUGGUGGCGUCUUGCGAUCAAAAUGAACGGUUUUUGUACGUUACUGAUACUUACGGCACAAUAUCACAUGUUCUCGCUUGCGCCAUAGGAAGAGAGAGCGAGCUGAUAACAAAUUUAUUGGCUCAGAACUAUUCGUCUGCUAAUAGAGGAAUUUUCGGAGCAAUAGAGCUGGCUUUGAAGGCACUUUGCAUGAUCGUCGAACCGGAUACUAAAUUUAUUGAGAUUUCAGUGACAGCAUUUAACAGGCCAUUCGAAACACCAUCCAGCGGUUCUAAAGCUUUUUACGACACUGUAACAGACCUAUAA